This is a messenger RNA of Strongyloides ratti, 1938 nucleotides long. RefSeq lists its product as hypothetical. Bases 1 to 1938 code for a protein of 645 amino acids. NCBI's taxonomy places the organism in Eukaryota, Metazoa, Nematoda, Chromadorea, Rhabditida, Strongyloididae. The record is from RefSeq and is a predicted model, not a curated record. The transcript is spliced from 4 exons.
AUGAACAGAAAUAUUAAAUACAGAUCAGUUGCAUAUGGAACAUGGCAUGUUGGUGAUGCUAGAAAAUUUGUGGAAGAAAAAUUUAAUAAUCAAAUAAAUAAUAUAAAAUUAAAUGAUAUUGAAUCAAAAAUUUAUCCACCAAAAGAUGAAACAAUUAUAGAUAAAAAAGAUAAAAAUUUUUUAACAUUACAGAUAUCUUCAGAUAAUGAUAUACUAUUUAAAGAUGAAUUAAAGAGUGUAACACCAAUAAUAGAAGUACCAAUUAAUUUUAAAUUUUUACCAAAUUUUGAUUAUUAUAAUCAAGAAGAUACAUUUUUGACAAUUUCUACAACUGAAACAGACUCAUUACAAUUUGACUCAUUAAAAAAAAGAAAAAAGAUUUCUAUUAAUAAUCAAUAUUCAAUGGCUGAUUCGGGAAUUGUUGAUAAUUCUGAUUCUUCUCCUGAAGGUGAUUGGUACUCAUCAACAGAAUAUAUACAAUAUUGUCAAAAGAUGCAACAAACUGCAAAUACUGAAGAUGAUUUUAGUUUUUCAUCAACAAUACCAAAUACCAAAAAAGAUGAUAAUAAUGAUUGUUGUUCAUUGGAGACAAUUUAUCAAAACUCAGUAAGUUCAACUUCUAAUAUUCCAAUAAAAAAUACAAAUAUUUCUCCUACAAUAACAUUUAAUAAUCCAUAUAAUAAACCUUCAAAAGAAACUUCAAAAAUAAAUACUAAAAAUAUACCUUUCCCUAAAUUGAGGACAACGAUGACAGCACCUUGUCAAAUAGUUCCUUUAAAUAAUGAUUAUACUCAUUAUAAUUGUAAAUCUAAUAAUUUAAAUCAUUACGAAAGAAAUUUUAUUAUCAAUCCUCCUAUAAAUAAUAUUCUCUAUACUAAUUAUUGUAUACCAUAUUGUGAAACUAACUAUAAAACAAUGGUUAAUAUUUUACCCCAAGAAAAUAGUCAAUAUUCUAUUAAUUGUAAUAAUUUUUCGGUGUUAAAUGAUUCAUUUAAUAAUUCACAAGAUAAUUCAAUUAUUAUGAAAGAAAAUAAUAAAUAUUAUACAAAUUUAUCACCAUAUGAUGAAAAAAAUAAUAUAAAGUAUUUCUCAAAUAGUAUUGAUAAAAGACGUGCAAAAAGUGUAGAAGUUAAUAUUUUACAUUCUGUUAUUCCAAAUGAUCAAGGAUAUAACACAAUGAGGAUAAAAAAUUUAAAAAAUCCUUCAACUAUUACAAUGAAAGAUGAAUUGAAGUGUGAUAUAUUUUAUGAUAAUACAAAUAAUAAAAAUGAAUUUAUAAAUAGUAGGAAAGAUGGAAAUCAAAUAGCUGACAAUUAUGAUAAUAAAAGGGAUAAAAGUUUUUCAGCAAUAAAAAGUACGAAAAAUUUUUUUCAACGUAUUUUUAAUAAUUCAUCAUCAACAUUACCUAAAAAAAUGAAAAAAAUAAAUGAUAAGAAUGUCUCAAAAAAUGAAGAUUGGUCAAAUAUUAAUGAUAAAAGGACGAUGCAAAGAUAUGGUACAAUUCAUAGAACAAAAACAGAUACAAAUUAUAUCAUUAAUCCAACAAUAUAUCAUGAUUUAUUAAAAAAACAAUAUCAAUCUGAUAUACAUAUUAAUAAUCAUAUCCAUCAAUAUAUUAAUGAAAAUUUAUAUAAAGACUUGUCAAAUGAUAAAUCAUUGUCACAAAAAUCAUCCUCAGAUAGUUGUUAUACUUCAGCAACAUCAAGUAACUCGCCAAUUUAUACAUCAAAUAAUAAAAGUAUAAUUGAUAAAUUAAAAGAUGAAAGACUAAUAAAAGAAAAAGAUUAUCCUUCUAUUGAUGAUUUUAAAAACUGGAACGAAAUUCAUACUUAUUUAAAAAAUGAACUUGAAGUUAUAAGAGAAAAGGACAAUCGUAUUUUAGAACAAUUAAGAUAUACAGAGGAACAGAUAAAUAAAUACAAGAAAUCUUUACUAUAA